AUGGCGGAGCUCCGGGCCGGGCGGCUCGGGCCUGGACGGGGCGUGGAACGGACGAGCGGCCUCCGGGCGGUGCUCGCGAGGCCCGUUCGCUUCCUCUCCCGCGGGGACGCGUGGGAGUCCAUUCCAUUCUGCCGAGCGCGGCGGGAGGGACCGGAGCAGCCCCGCGGGAGGCCAGGAGAACCCGGGCACGCUCGGGACGAGGACCUGCGCUGGCGCCCGCCGCUGCUCCCCGGGCCUGGCUGCCUCGGACUGUGGAUUGUGACUGCAAGAAUGUCUUUUCCACCUCAUUUGAAUCGCCCUCCUAUGGGAAUCCCAACGCUUCCCCCUGGGAUCCCACCUCCACAGUUUCCAGGUUUUCCUCCACCUGUACCUCCUGGAUAA
Messenger RNA from Ficedula albicollis (Collared flycatcher), 381 nucleotides. Its product is annotated as U1 small nuclear ribonucleoprotein C-like. Bases 1 to 381 code for a protein of 126 amino acids. Lineage: Eukaryota; Metazoa; Chordata; Aves; Passeriformes; Muscicapidae. The transcript has 3 exons. The record is from RefSeq and is a predicted model, not a curated record.